This is a messenger RNA of Ctenocephalides felis (cat flea), 884 nucleotides long. RefSeq names its product zinc finger protein 235-like. The transcript has 3 exons. Gene Ontology annotation, biological process: regulation of transcription by RNA polymerase II. Lineage: Eukaryota; Metazoa; Arthropoda; Insecta; Siphonaptera; Pulicidae. Bases 120 to 884 code for a protein of 254 amino acids. The record is from RefSeq and is a predicted model, not a curated record. Gene Ontology annotation, molecular function: DNA-binding transcription factor activity; RNA polymerase II cis-regulatory region sequence-specific DNA binding.
ACAAAUGAAGAGUUGUAUAUAUUGACAUUGUAUUUGCAUUUUCAAAUACAUGAUGCCAAAGUCCUAUUAAUCUAAUUUAAUUCAAAUAUGUAUUUAUACAUUUAAAUAUUUUGUGUAACAUGGAAUCGUGUCCUUUAUGUGGCUGCACUCUGAAUAAUACAAAUAAUAGGUUAAUUGAAGAACAAUGCGGCCACAAAAAAUGUAGAAAUUGCUUUAUACAAGAAUUUGCAGGCUGCAAAAUAUGUGAGCAGAAAAGUAACAUACUUCUAAAAAAUGCAAACAAUUCGUCACCUUGCACAAAAAACAAAAUUUUCGAUAAGAGUCCAUCUAAAAAUAAUAAGAAAUAUAAUGGCCAAUUAAAAUUGAAGACUGAAUGGACUAUUCUUAGCAAGACAACUGCGAAUGAUGUGAUGAAAAACAUACAUGAUGAUUUAUCUGUUCGUAAUAUUAAUUCUAAUUUGGAAGAAAAAGAUACAUCGAAAUUAUGUAAGCCAAGAGAUACAAGUAAAAUAAUAGUAUCAAAUUUGAAAAUUAAUAAAUCAAAGAGUAAUAAAAAGUGUAAUAAAUUUUCUUUGCCUUCACAUAUAACUAUAUUGGAAACAACACCAAAUACUAUUUAUGAAUGUACUAUAUGUAAAAGUAAAUUCAAGUUUAAAUAUCAUUGUAAAUACCAUGAAGCAUGCGAAACAGGUGCAAAGCAAUUCAAAUGUGAUACAUGUUCAAAAGAAUUCAAAACUUUGCCUCAUUUGAAUUACCAUAUGAAGAGUCAUACAGAGGCAUCACGUACUAAAUGUGAUAUUUGUGGAAAACAGUUCUCACAUAUUGGUUCGCUAAAUCGUCAUUUAAAAGCACACACAAGCAAGUAUAAAUGCUUAUCAAUGUGA